CUCAACUUCAAAUAUCAAAUUCAAGAAGUGCUCGCCUUAACGCCUGCACUUGUUCAUUCUCAGCUAGUAUUUCUCUUGCUUUGCCACAAUUCUUGGGCUCUUUGUGCUUGUUAUGUGUCUCUCGAACUAUAUACACAUCUUAAUCUUGUCGUUUUCUCUUGUUUAUUGAAGUGAAAACUAUGUAAUAUACCCAAUAGUUUUGGUCACUUUCUAUUAAUUUCUCAUUAGGCCUCGUUUAUCAUAUGGGUUUUCACUUUUGGUGAUUGGCAUUUGAAUGGGAACUGGGUUUGGCUUAUAGCCUCUGGUUGCUCGAGAAGUUGAAGGAGAACAGCAAGCUUGUUCAGGUGGAGAAUAAGGCACUGUUCUAAUCUUCAUAAGGUUAGAAAUAUGGCUGCAACCACUACUAUGUCCAUAUCUCGAGAGGCAUCCAACUAUGACGAGGUUUCGAUGCAGCAGAGUUUGUUGUUUUCUGAUAGUCUCAAGGAUUUGAAAAAUCUAAGAGCACAGCUAUACUCUGCAGCUGAGUAUUUUGAAAUGUCUUACACCAAUGAUGACCAAAAGCAGCAAGUGGUAGAAACAUUAAAAGACUAUGCCAUCAAAGCUCUUGUGAAUACCGUGGACCAUUUGGGUUCUGUGACAUUUAAGGUUAGUGACCUUCUGGAUGAAAAAGUUGAUGAGGUUUCUGGAACAGAGCUUCGGGUAUCUUGCAUUGAACAGAGGAUACGGACAUGCCAAGAGUAUAUUGAUCAUGAGGGAAUUUCCCAACAAUCACUGGUGAUAAAUACUCCGAAGUACCAUAAGCGGUAUCUCUUGCCAGCUGGAGAGACCAUGGAUGGUGCGAACAAGUCAAACUACUUAGGAUGUAGCCUAGAUGAUGAAGAUGACUGGUAUCAGUUUAGGAAUGCUGUUCGAGCUACCAUUAGAGAAACCCCAACAGCAACACCACCAGUGAGAAAAGGGCGUUCUCCAUCACCUUCUCCAUGGCCUCCACACCGAUCUGCAACCUUUUCAUUUACUGCUACCAUGCCCAAAAAAGAACUAGAGAAGCGAAUGGAAUCACCCCACCGAUUUCCACUUCUGCGUUCAGGAUCCCUUACCAGGCCUACAACUCCAAAUAAGAGUAGGCCAACCACUCCAAAUUCAUCUGAUGCAAGACAACGGUACCCUUCUGAGCCCAGGAAAUCAGCUUCAAUGCGUUUCCAACCUGAGAAAGGGAGCCCUAAAGUGAUUGAACAACAUCCUAGCAAAAGCAAGCGACUGCUCAAGGCAUUGCUUAGUCGUCGCAAAUCAAAGAAAGAUGAGAUGUUAUAUACUUAUUUGGAUGAAUACUGAGGGAGAAUAAUAUACAAUACCUAAAGAGAAAGAAGAUGGUCAAGGGAAGGAAGACCAUGGAUGAGGAAUCCCUGUCCUUUUUUUUAUGGCUUUUCUGCUUGACAUUCUCUUCUUUUCAUAUUUGGAUUAGGAGAUAAAAAGCAGUUUGAUUUUCUUCAUUUAUGUUCUGGAUAUAAGCACUCCUGUUGUAUACCAAUCCAUAGCUUACAAUGAUGUAAAUUAUUGUUUGACAUUGAGAGCAGUAUUUAAUAGUAACUUUUAUGGAAG
Messenger RNA from Rubroshorea leprosula, 1599 nucleotides. Lineage: Eukaryota; Viridiplantae; Streptophyta; Magnoliopsida; Malvales; Dipterocarpaceae. The record is from the annotation of a GenBank genome assembly.